Stylophora pistillata is the source of this 2219-nucleotide messenger RNA. RefSeq names its product WD and tetratricopeptide repeats protein 1. Gene Ontology annotation, cellular component: Cul4-RING E3 ubiquitin ligase complex; cytoplasm. Gene Ontology annotation, molecular function: protein binding. The record is from RefSeq and is a predicted model, not a curated record. Gene Ontology annotation, biological process: negative regulation of fatty acid biosynthetic process. NCBI's taxonomy places the organism in Eukaryota, Metazoa, Cnidaria, Anthozoa, Scleractinia, Pocilloporidae.
UUGUGGGUAGUGCGUCAUUAUGUUAAGUGUCAUGUCAUGUCUGGUUACAAUAAAGUUGAAAGUUGAAAGUUGAAAGUUGAAAGUUGAAGUAACCUUUAAUAGAGACCUGCUUAUCUACAAGCAAAGCAAUGCCCACGCCUUUUUUCCAUAUUACCAGCCUUCCUUUGUAUACUCUUACUGCGAAAAAGCAAGAUAAUUGGAUACCUCUGUUCUCUGUUCUAUCCUUACCCUAAUCUUAAGACCUACUCAUCUGUAAGUAAUGGUAAACAGCUGUUAUUAUCAACUCUUCGUUUGGAGAAAGAAAUCCGAAGAAUGACUGUUAGUUGACUGUUAGUUUGUGGACAGGAAUUUCUAUGUUGACCUUGUCGCUGUCUAAGAUGAAAUCGAAUUGCUUUGUUCCAUAUGGUGUGGAGUUUUUGUGUGGUUCUACGAAGCCCGUUCAGUUUAAUCGUCUUAUAUGUGCAUCAUACUGAAAAUGAAUCGAUCUUGGCUUUUGGGCCGUGGUGGGACUGCACCCUCCCUCCACCUACAUCAAGGCUUGGUGACUCAGCUAUCAGAUUGGUAGAACAUAAUUACGGAAACAUUUACCUCUGUAGUUUUUUUUAUUUUCAAUGUAUUUACUGAUGUCGAGGGUAAAUAAUGUCACAGUCUUGGCUUUCGUACAACUUUGAAGUUCUAAAUACCAAGUCUAAUGUAAGUGAACAAGCUGGGUUUUGUGAGAAAGAAUUUGUAAAUUUUAAGUCGCUUGUCAAUCAAGUACGCACUUCUAAUACGAACACGAAAGUGGAAAUGUUUUGAGAACGGCAAACUACUGAUGAAAUUAGUUUGAUUUUACAAGGGAAGAACGCCAAAAAAGAGUUAUGGACACAGAUAACAUUGCAACGUUUAUUAGGGAUCGUGAAGUUAAGUCGUCCAUCACGCGAGCUUUUCAGAGGAGAUUUCAACUUCAUCAACCCUUUGUUGAAAGACUAGGACUCGAAACAGAGCUCGAGGGUCAUACUGGAUGUGUUAAUUGUUUAGAGUGGAAUGAAAGUGGAAACCUUCUUGUGUCUGGUUCAGAUGAUCAGAAUGCUAUAUUAUGGGAUCCUCUGAGACGUCACAAAAAGUGCUGCAUUCAAACUGGCCACACAGGAAACAUUUUCUCUGUCAAGUUCUUGCCACAGAUUGGAGGUCGGAUAAUUGCAACAGCUGCUGCUGAUACUAAAGUUCAGAUUCAUACAGUGGAAACACAAGAAACAUCACAGGUAUAUAAAUGUCAUAUCGGACGUGUCAAGAGACUGGCUACAGCUCCAGAUACUCCAUAUAUGUUGUGGAGUGCAUCUGAAGAUGGUACCAUAAGGCAAUUUGAUCUGCGGCAGCCACACAACUGUAAUACAAGCAGUAAGAACUGCAAGAAUGUGCUCAUAAAUCUCAAUAUUUAUGUUGGUGCCAUGGCAGAGGCAAAGUGUUUAGCAAUAAAUCCUUUACAACCUGAACUUCUUGCUGUUGGCUGCAAUGAUCCUUUUGUGCGAUUAUAUGACCACAGAAUGUUAGCAUCUCAUAGUUUGUCUGCUGAGAUUAAAAGACCCUCAAGUAGUAAUAGCAGCUGUGCUAAGGAUGUAAAGCUUCCCCCUGGAUGUGUUCAGUACUUUGCUCCUGGCCAUUUGCCGCCACAGCUCAGCAAAGAUUCACAAAGACGAUUUCGAGCCUAUGUUGCCACCUAUGUUAAUUUUUCACCAAAUGGAUGUGAACUUAUUGCAAAUUUAGGUGGUGAACAAAUAUAUUUGUUUGAUAUUAAACACCAUCGCAAAGUCAUGAGGUAUCAAGGAGUUAAUGGUCUUAGUUCAUCACCUACAUCGAAUGGUGUGGUCAAAAGUGUUUUAGAUAAUUUUGGUAUUCCUUCAGGGAAAAAUGGAUUCUUAAAUUCUGAAAAUGGAGCUACAAAUGGUUACAAGGUCCCAACUUUAAAUGGGAAGAAUACUGUUUCAGAAAAAAGAUCUUCAAAGCCCAUAAGUGGCUGGAGUUCUUCAACUAGCACCUCCCAGCAAUUGCCCCCCAAAGCUCUUCAACUUAAGGAGAAAGGGAAUGAUGCCUUCUGCCAACAACAGUUUUGGACAGCAGUUAACUUGUAUAAUGAAGCAAUAGUCCAUGCCUCUGGUUCUGCUCUCCUAUAUGCAAACAGAGCUGCUGCCUAUAUUAAGAGGGCUUGGUAUGUAAUGACCUAACUUAGCUAUGUUUCA